Messenger RNA from Leptinotarsa decemlineata (Colorado potato beetle), 2349 nucleotides. RefSeq names its product dynein regulatory complex protein 11. Gene Ontology annotation, molecular function: ATP binding; protein binding; ATP hydrolysis activity. The record is from RefSeq and is a predicted model, not a curated record. NCBI's taxonomy places the organism in Eukaryota, Metazoa, Arthropoda, Insecta, Coleoptera, Chrysomelidae.
AUGUCCCACAAAACAUACGACGAGCAAUUUAAAGCCACCCAGGAAAUCCUAGACGAGACCCUUCAACUAGAGCCGGUGCAAGCAGAUCGGCGAGAAGACCGCAACUUGCUGGCCACCCUGUACGUACGUUAUAUUCUGAUCGUCAACAAGUUAUCUGCUUGCGUGGAUCAGAUGGUGCAGCCGCAGAAACGAAAACUGAUCAAGAAGCUGCUGGAAGCAGCCCUCGGGAGACUGCUGGAGCUGAAGUCGGACCUCGUGGAGGCUGACCUAAACGAGUACACCCAUUGCGGCGAUGUCAUCGAGAUGCUCAACCUCACUCCUCUGGACGCUGAACUCCUAACCCCUUCCUGCUUCAGGAAGGAGCGUAGAGUAGACUUGGAGUACAAGAAAAGACUCAUUGAUAGCGUCCUGGCCAAGCUGGGCUUCAUCGACAAGGAGACAGAGAAAACCCCCAUGACGGAACAACAAGCCAUCUUGAUCAUCCAGACCCACGAAAGGGCAAGGCAGGGAAGGCUCCGCGCCCAGUUCAUGAAGGAGAUAAAGAGCAUGAAGGACAAGAGCAAACCAGUCCAAGGGGAUGAUGUGGUGGAAGGGGAGGACGGAAGAGCGGGAGGGAUCAGCUUGUCGGCGGCACUGAAGAUCCAGAAGAUCUGGAGGGGGUACGUCGCGAGGAGGGGUACUCGAAGGAGGAAACUGCAAGAGAUGCUGCUCAUAGGGAUGAUACCCCCUCCGAAAGCUAAGAGCGAGGAGAUCGAGAAGGAUUUGCAGAAUAAGCAGUACAGGUGGAAAUUGCAAGAACAGAGACAGAUCGAGUAUGAAGAAGCUAUCAAAAACUGCAGAAACAACUUAGAGAAACAUCAACGCGGGCCUGUGUUAGAACAACUAAGUGACCAGGUCAGACUUUGGCUGCAGGAGUACAAAACUCAAACCGGAAAGAUUCCAGAGUACACAGGAGAAGAAAGAAGUACCUCGAGAUUGAUGCUGAGUAGACAAGGAACUGACAGCGAAUUGAGCAAAUCGACCCAGAUCUCCUCCAAAGAAUCAAAAACAAAAAAGGAUAAGGCCGCUAAAGCCAAGGAGAGUAAAACAAACGCAAUCGAGGAAGAACAGCUGACCACCAAAGCAGUCGUAUCCACUUUCGUUCCUGAGCUGAAUCUGAGAAAGGAAGAAUACGACGAAAUUUGGAAAAACAAAGACGAAACCGACAAUUUCCGUCAGUAUCACUGCAAGAGCAUCAUAGAACAAGAACAAAUGGCCGAAAUGGAAAACGAGUUGAGGAAAGUUGUAGACGAAAUGAUGAGAGCUGAAUUGGAGUUGCUACAGGAAGCAUUUGAGAAAGACAGAGGCCACAAAGGCAAGAAAAAAUCGAGCAAGAAAGCCAGAAGGGGCGGAAAGAAGAGUAAAAAGAAGAAAGAGAAAGAUCUAACACCAGAUAGAACUACAGAAUCUCUUUUCGAAGAGCUCGUCGCGAAUGGGAUAAUAAAAAAAUAUCCAGAGACUUAUCUUCCAGAAUUCAGAGGAGAGGCCUCUUACUUUCCACCAGCACCUUUCAACAUCGGCAAAGACCCACCAAUAUUUGUAGGCGACGUUCGGAAAGUUGUUCAAGAGUUCUGUAUCAUACCAAUGCUGACACCAAACUUACAUCAGGCCACCCCACACAUCAAAUCUGUACUUCUAGCUGGAUACAGAGGAAGUGGAAAGGAUAUGCUAGUUCACGCCGUCUGUACUGAAGUUGGAGCGGUACUAUUUGACCUAACACCCUCCAAUAUUGUCGGAAAGUACCCUGGAAAAUCCGGACUAAUCAUGCUCAUCCACUUGGUUUUGAAGGUUUCCCGACUGAUGCAACCUUCUGUCAUCUAUAUGGAUUGCGCUGAGAGACCUUUCGUCAAAAAAAUUCCCAAAACUGACAAGAGCGACCCGAAAAGGCUCAAAAAGGAUUUGCCAAAAAUUAUCAAAAAUUUUAGCCCAGAAGACAGGGUUCUUCUCAUCGGCACCACGAAUUGUCCUUGGGAUUGCGAUCAGAAACUAUUGCAGCAGGUCUACCAGAAGUACCUAAUCAUUCCGCGGCCCAACUACAGUUCCAGAUACAGUAUUUGGGCCAAUCUUCUCAGUCAAUACAUGGCAAUCAACUGGCAGUUUGAUAUUGGACUUAUGAGUAAAAUUUCCGAUGGUUAUACAAUUGGUUCCAUAAUCAGCACCGUUAACGAAGUAAUGACCGUCAAAAGGAUGCUUCAGUUAAGGAUUCAUCCCUUAAGCCCCUUGGAGCUGGUCAACGUUCUCUGUCAAAAGACGCCGAUAUAUAAAGAAGAAGAGGAAGCCAUGGAACAGUGGUGGAGCAAGUGGAUUUAA